CACCUAUGGAUCAGUCAUCCUUGGCCGCAGUCUGGAAUCAGGAGAACUAGUCGCCAUAAAGAAGAUGAAAAGAAAGUUUUACUCCUGGGAGGAAUGCAUGAACCUUCGUGAGGUCAAGCGCAGUCACACAGCCGCUCUAAGAGUAGAAGGUGAUUUUUGUGUGCUGUUGGUUUUUCAGCUCUGGUUUCCAUCCCUGGCGUAGGCUUCCCUUUUUCCUAGAGCUUGAUCUUAACGCAGCAGAACAUGUGUUGAAGUCAGUAGCCACAUAGAGCCCUGCAAAUUAGAUUAUCAAUACAGCAUGUAAAGCUAUGAAAUAUUAAAGUCCCAUUACGGCUUCCCCUUACUAAAAUGUAGCAUGGGUAAACCUGUAUCAUCCCAGUGCAUACUCCUCCAUCCUGCUUUCUACUACUCAAUAUUAUUUUUCCCCUUUUAUAUCCAAAGCAUAAAUCCCACCUUUGCAGUGUUUAUCUCCCAAACCACAUUGUGUUUAAAGACAACUGUUUUUAUUUUGUAGCUGUAGGGACUUGCUUUUGAAUGUGCUGCAGUGACCUGUGUGUAUUGACCAGCAUGGUUAGACUCACUGCUUAUUACUGCUACUAUUUCUGUGUUUCUCUAAUACACACAUCCUUACUUAAUGCCUCUUUUUGCUUUCAGUCCUUAAAGAAACUCAACCAUGCAAACGUAAUCAAACUUAAGGAAGUAAUUCGAGAAAAUGAUCACUUGUACUUUGUAUUUGAGUACAUGAAGGAAAAUUUGUAUCAGCUAAUGAAAGACAGGACUCGGCUGUUUCCUGAGUCUGCUGUAAGGAACAUUAUGUUUCAGAUACUACAGGGCCUUGCCUUCAUUCAUAAACAUGGCUUUUUUCACAGGGAUAUGAAACCUGAGAACCUUCUGUGUAUGGGCCCAGAGCUGGUGAAAAUAGCUGACUUUGGGCUCGCCCGUGAGAUCAGAUCUCGACCACCAUACACAGACUACGUCUCAACCAGAUGGUACAGAGCGCCUGAAGUGCUCCUCCGAUCAACAUCCUACAGUUCGCCUAUUGACCAGUGGGCAGUGGGCUGCAUUAUGGCAGAGCUGUACACCCUCCGCCCUCUAUUUCCUGGCUCUAGCGAAGUAGACACUAUAUUCAAGAUUUGCCAGGUCUUGGGUACACCAAAGAAGAAUGACUGGCCAGAAGGAUAUCUGCUGGCAAAUGCAAUGAACUUCCGUUGGCCGCAGUGUGUCCCCAGUAGUCUGAAGACACUGAUCCCAAAUGCCAGUGCAGAUGCAAUUCAUCUAAUGACAGACCUGCUCCAGUGGGAUCCCAAGAAGAGACCAGCUUCUGCUCAGGCUCUCAGGUACGCUUACUUCCAUGUGGGCCAGGCUUUGGGCACCCCUCAGCAGAUCCUGGAGCAGGGCAGACCUCAGCCAAACCUGGUGCCGCUGCAGGCCCCAUUACAGUCCCAGCAGACGCUGCAGCAGCAGCAGCCCCUGCUGCUUAAGCCUGUGCCCCCCUCCCAGCCCCCACCUCCCAACCAGCACUGCUCCCCCUCCAGGCCUCUGCAGCAGAUCCAGCCAUCCCCCGUAUCAGCAGCCGCUCAGGCUGCAGUGUACCAACGGCACACAGAGCUGAUCCGAGAACAGCAACCCAAGCACAUUCUGAAGCCAGAGCAGACACAAGGAACAGCACAGAGCCACCUUCCUUACAUUGUUGACAAGAGUCUCCAGAGCAAGACGAGACAGCCAUCAGAGAAUACAAAUGUACUGAACUACCAGCUCAAACCUAAGGGCAACCGCCGGCGCUGGGGCCACGGCACAGGACACCUAAAGGGUGAAGACUGGGACGAAUAUGACGAAACUGAGCCGAUGCCUCUCAGUAUUAUUGGAAAGACAAACUUCUCAGAGAAGUCUAGGCAGGCAGACGACGCACUGAGCAGAUAUGGAAACGUUUUGGACUUUAGCCGACCUAAAGCCCAGGAAGAUGGACCUUUGAAUCUGAACAAGACUACAGGCUACCAGGAGCCAUCAAGGACCGCCUCUGCUAAACAGCAUUACUUGAGGCAGUCGAGAUAUUUACCUGGAAUUACUACAAAAAAGAAUGUUUCACUCAACUCAAGUAAAGACUUCACUGGUAGCCAUCUUUGGGGAAACAGCACCAUUCCAUUUGGAGGCACCCUACCGAGCAGAGGCGCUCACGGUACUAAUACCAUCCCAGGAGGAUAUAUGCCAUCUUUUUACAAAAAAGACAUGGGUUCUGCAGGUCACAGAGGACAUCAGGGUCCUUCAGUGGAAUCAACAGCAUCAAAUUAUGCAACGUGGCGGUCUGGCCGGAGUCAGAUGAACAGCUCUACCAACAUGCCAAUGGCCAACAAAAGCACUCCAGUGCUGCCUCGCCCACCGGUGCAGACCAUCCACGGGCGAACAGACUGGUCUGCCAAAUACGGACACCGCUAGUGGCCUCAACGGGCUCCGAUCUGCGCCCUGGAAGAGAUACUGUAUCUGCGCUCUUAAAGAACUCUUUCACGUCCAAAGAGUAGGCUUAGUUGUUUUAUAAUCUACACGUGUACAUACAUCUUACACAGCAAUAAGUUGUGUUUCAUUAUAUGUACUGUGAAUGUUGUGAGUUGUACAAUAUAAAAAGUGUAUGUGUAUGGAAAAAUACAACCAGCCAAAACUUGAACCCAGAUUUGCCCUUCAGUGUUCUGUUUUGCAUUCCUGUAAAAUAACUGUUGUCUUCAUAAAGUUACAUGUGAACGCUCAGUUUUGUAUCAAAUUUAUCAUUGAAUGUUGGUCACCAAACUCUAGACAUAAUAUGCAUAUUAUAACUCUAUGAAAACUUCACUGUGACAUGUUUUUGACGAAUUACUUUGCCGCUGUAAUUUAUAAUUUUGUAUAGUCCUUACUGUUUUUGUUUCAGGAUGAUGCCCUUGUCUAUCAGGUUUUUAUUAUUUGUCCAUUACAUGUUUUCAACUAAAGGCAGUGCUUUAAUUUGGGUAAACUUUAUACAAUACUUACUACAAUACUGCUGUAGAAAUCUUACUUAAUUUCAGCAUUAAAAUGAUCUGACCUUA
Messenger RNA from Sphaeramia orbicularis (orbiculate cardinalfish), 3050 nucleotides. RefSeq names its product ciliogenesis associated kinase 1 (gene cilk1). Gene Ontology annotation, molecular function: ATP binding; protein kinase activity. The transcript has 13 exons. Bases 535 to 2433 code for a protein of 632 amino acids. The record is from RefSeq and is a predicted model, not a curated record. Lineage: Eukaryota; Metazoa; Chordata; Actinopteri; Kurtiformes; Apogonidae. Gene Ontology annotation, biological process: protein phosphorylation.